AGACUCGGAGGGCGGCCGUCGGCUGCCCCACGGCGCGAAGCCGAAGGUGUGAAGCCCAGUGCAGGCGCGCUGACCCGGAAGACUGAGAAACAGAAAGGAGCCCCUUGGCUCGUUGCUUGGCUUCGUGCACUGAAGGCUGUUUCCCGUGGCCGCGAUGGCCAUGCCGAACCUGAACCAGAUGAUGCCGAAUGCAAAGGAAAGGGCAUCGAAAGAGAAGAUGCAGAUCGAGUCGGAGGUUUUCAAACUGUUGAAGGUCAAUCCCAGAGACGUCAAGCAGAAGCUGAGCGUUGCUGACCUGAAGGUGCAUCAUGAGGCUCUGCAAGAUACCCAGGAGGAGGUGGAGGAUCAUUUGCUUUUUAUCACCAGCCUUCAGCUCUUGAACCAGGCCAUGCGUAAUCGGGACCUCAAGAAGCUGAGAGCGCAGGAAUCCGUGAUGCAGAUGUUCAUCACAAAAUGUUUGUGCACCAUCUUUGCUUGGCUGCUGUCAGCGGUGGCUUACCAGUUGAUCGUCCGGGUGCUGAGUGCCAUGUUUGAGGGCGUCGAGGAUGCAGAUCAGCAGCAGGUCAGGCAGCUUAUGGGAUACACCAUCUAUGCAGUUAUUACCUGGACUUUGGUGCCCAUCUUGCAGCACUUCGUCGGAGAGAUCGACAGCGAUGACCACUACAGCCGAGCGCAUGCAGCCGUGGACCUGCUGGCCAAAGCGAUGCCCAUGAUAUUGGCAUGGGCAUUCAAGGAUGUGGUGCAAACUUUUUUGGCCUGGACUGACCAACCGUUGUGGGAUGAGAUCAUUGUGGCUGUAGUGCUGGUAAUUUCGGUCUCUGCCAUUUCGCACAUCCCCCGGGUGGGCCGCGCAAAGAAGGAGCUGGCCGAACAUCCGCCCAUUGACACCAUCGCCAAUCGGUACUUGUCUUUGCCGUACAAUUCCCUGCUGGGGGUGGGCUAUGCCAUCAAUCAAGUCGCCGUGUACUUUGUCCAACUUAUUUCUCAUGCAACUUCGUCAAAGUUGCCAGAUGGGGCCGUGAAUAUUCUGGAGGUGAUGGUGCAGAUUUUGUACUUUGGACUUAUGUCUAUUGUAGUGAUCAGGAUCGAUGCGGCAUAUCAUAGGCGGAGACUGCGCAAGCAAAGAUUAGAGAAGGACGGGGAAGAAUUUGAGCAAGACUUAAAGGAGGCAGAGCUGACCAAAUUUGAGAUGGAACUUCUUGCAAGCAACCUGGGCGACACGGUGACACACUCUCUGGCUUUCGUUUAUGGCUGGGGCGUCAGCGACACACUCAGGGUGAUCUACUACCCUUUCUUUAUGGGCUGCGACACCUACAAAGUGUGCAGCUACCAGCAAACUUGGUACUUCGGCAUCAUUGUCACAGCAGUCCUUGGAUCAUAUAUCAAGACACUGAGCCUGCAAGAGUACCGCCGUCCAGAGAGCAAAUCCUACCGCACCUUGAUGAUCAAUGCUAUGUCGCUGACGGUGGGCUGGGCCUGGAUGAAUGUGUGUGAGGUUACAUCAAAUUUCUUCGUGGAUCAGUGGAACUCUGUGCAUCCAAGUGUUUGGACCAAAACCUUCACUUACCUGAUCCUGCUGGUUUUCCUGUACGCUGUCAUGGUGGAGAUCUACUACCAAAUCUUGGAUGAGCUUCGCUACAUCAAGCGUGAGCGCAACGAGUUUCACGCAGCCUACCCAGCGGUGCCGGACAGCAUUCGCCAGUAUGAUUUGGAGCAACGGCGUGAAAUUUCCGGACUCACAGGAUUGUGACCAGGCCCAGAAAGAGAGAGCACAGGAAGCGGGCCGAGGUCCUGAGCUGCUGGGCUGCGAUAACUGCACGUAGCUGCCUAGUGUGCAAAGCUGCGUUCGCUAAACUCGCGACGGGAUGUGAC
Messenger RNA from Effrenium voratum, 1872 nucleotides. Lineage: Eukaryota; Dinophyceae; Suessiales; Symbiodiniaceae. The record is from the annotation of a GenBank genome assembly.